AUGGACACUUUUUUCCCGCUACAAAAUGUCGUCAAGUGGGAGAUUCCCGGCCGGUUCGCCACUUACGUCUACGUGACGCACUUCUUCCAACCACCGUUCGUUUCAAUGGUCCGAUUAAUCAACUGCACGCACCCUCUGGUGCCCGAACAUGGAGGCUUCCGCUGUGAGCCAUCCCCCUGCCGAGGUUUCCCCCACAAGAGUUCUGUGCAUCUGUUCUGCGAGGAUGGCUAUCACAUUGCCAAGUCUCCUGUGUCCUCGUGCCAUCAUGGCAGUUGGAAGCCGCCUAUUCCUGCCUGCGUUCGCAUUAGAGGGGGUGGUCGUGUCAACGGCAACAGCGGGGCAGACUUUUCCAUGCCCAACGUAGCCACGACGGCUGUGGGCGUGUCCAUAUUCCUGCUCACCACCACCGCCUGCUUGGUGGUCAAGUCCCGCCUCUGCCCUUGCCAAUCAGACAGUAGGCGCCGGUCCUCAGACCAGCUGGACCUGAUGGCUGAGGGACUUCCUGUCUCGCUGCCCUCCUACGAGGAGGCGAUGUAUGGCAGCUGGGGUCAACCCCUUCCCUCUUCCCACUCACCCGUUCCGGGACCCAUCCAACUCCUGCUGGCCCGUGAACCGCCCGGCGACCAAUCCAGCUUUGAUAAUCCCCCGCCCCCUUAUGAGGAGACCCAAUCACCAACAAGCGACAACAGACGGCCUCUGUCGGACGAUAAGGAUUUUUGA
Messenger RNA from Nerophis lumbriciformis (worm pipefish), 720 nucleotides. Lineage: Eukaryota; Metazoa; Chordata; Actinopteri; Syngnathiformes; Syngnathidae. The record is from RefSeq and is a predicted model, not a curated record.